ACUUUUUCCCAUUUCUCAUUUUGGUUUCAAAAUCUAAACUUGGCCUUGCAAAAAUUGUUUUCCCUGAAUACAAAAGAAUUUAAAUUUCUGGAACUUUUUCGCGUGCGCUUUCCUUUUUUUCUGUGUUUAAUAAGAACAUUUACAAAAUGGCUACCCCAGGUGCGGUUUCCAAUAGUCCACGUCCGCAGGAGGAUCUGGGCACUGGCCAGAUGCUGCAGGAACUGAAGAACCUUGUGCUGUGGCGAAACUUUUCCCGUACAAUGUUGGUUUUUACGAGCAUUCUGAUCCUGUUGGUGGACAUUAUGCAACAUUCGGCCAUCAGUGUGGUGAGCAUGCUGGGCAUUGCCGUGAUCCUUGUCGCCUUGGGAUAUCGCUUCUUCGUUGAGGUCAUGGAGUUGUGGAACAGAAGAAACAACGAGGAGGAAUACUAUUCUUAUCGUUUCAAUGUGUUGAUGACCUGCAACAUACCCCAAGAGGAGGUCAUGCAUCUGACAGGCGUGGCUGUCGUCAAGUUGAAUGCAUUCGUUAACAAAAUGAUUGAGCUGCUCCUUGUGAAGGAUCUGCACGAAUCGCUGAAGCUGCUGGCCAUUCUCUGUUUUAUCAAUAUGAUGGGGGACUACAUCAAUGUCAUGACUCUGCUGCUGUUCGGUCAUGUUUUGCUGUUUACUUUGCCAUAUUUGUACGAGUUAAAGAAGACAGCCUUUAAUGCGUUGCUGAUCAAAAUGGGAGUUGUUAAGAUCCAAGAAGAGCAACAAGAGACAGUCGAUGCAGUACUUGAGGAGGAGGAGGCUGAACAACCGAUUUGUGAGUCCGAACCCUUGGCCGAAGAUGCUGCACCCCCAAGUCGUGAACCCAACGUGGAAGAUCCCAAAGAAGAACCUCUUAAGGAACUAAAUCGAGUUGCAAAUUUUGAAGGUUUUUCAAAGAAGAAAAAACAGGACUUGAAGUUCUUGGCAAUGUUUGAAGAGGUGCAUGACCCAGACUGCAGCUGUGCUGAAUGUGACCUGCUCGAUGUGACACUGGUGCCCAAGCACCAAGAAAAAUCCUUCAAGGCACAGAACAAAGAACAGAAAAUAAACUACUUGGAGGCGAUUGAGGAACAGGAGGACACUGUGACACUGGUGCCCCCAAAAAUGUAGUUUUCAAUUGCUGUAUUGA
Drosophila subobscura is the source of this 1158-nucleotide messenger RNA. RefSeq lists its product as uncharacterized. NCBI's taxonomy places the organism in Eukaryota, Metazoa, Arthropoda, Insecta, Diptera, Drosophilidae. The transcript has 2 exons. The record is from RefSeq and is a predicted model, not a curated record. Bases 147 to 1139 code for a protein of 330 amino acids.